Dictyostelium purpureum is the source of this 2121-nucleotide messenger RNA. RefSeq lists its product as uncharacterized. The transcript has 2 exons. Lineage: Eukaryota; Evosea; Eumycetozoa; Dictyosteliales; Dictyosteliaceae. The coding region runs from base 1 to 2121 and encodes 706 amino acids. The record is from RefSeq and is a predicted model, not a curated record.
AUGAAUAACAAUAGUAACAAUAGUAACAAUAUAAAUAAUAUCAAUAAUAUCCACCAAUCAAUUGAUUUAUCAUCACCAAUUUUAUCAAAAAUAACUGCUGAUAUUAAUAAUAACAAUAAUAAUAAUACACACAAUUUUAACAACAACAAUAACAAUAAUAAAAAUAACUAUCUAUUAAGACCACUGGGUGAAAAUAAUAAUGAAUAUAAAAUCCUAGAAGACCCAUCUAAUUGUAAUGGUUUAUUUCAGUUAUUUAAAGAGACAGUAAAAUAUUAUCAUUGUUAUAAUAAUAAAUCAAAUCAAUUAGUUUUUUUCUCACUAAUAGGAAGCCAAUCAUUCAAUUUGAAUAUAGAAUCAAGUGACCAAGAUUUUUUUGGGGUUUACAAAGCAGAUAUCGAUGAUAUUUUAUCAUUUCAAUCAUAUUAUUAUAAUAGAAUACCAAUUCAAACAUUUCGAAACAAUAAUAAAAACAACACUUUAAAUAAGGAUAAAGAUAAAGAUAAUAUAAUCAAUCCCACGGAAUCAAUAAUUCAUUUAAAACCAGAUAUCACUAUUCAUGAAAUACGUUAUUAUUUUAAAUUACUAUUAUUGGGAAAUCCUAAAAUAAUAGAACCAUUAUUUAUAGAUAAAUAUUGUAUAAAAACAGAUGAAUGGUUAGAAAUUAUUAAAAAUAGAAAAGAGUUUAUAAAUUUAACAAGUUUAGAACAUUUUUACUCAACGAUAAAGGUUCUUUAUUUCGGUAUCAAACAUAUUAACGAUGAGAUAAAUAAAUCACAGGAUCAACAACAAAAAACACUAAAUGAUAGAAAGAGUAUAUUUAAAAAAUCAUACCAUUUAAUAAGGUUACUGUAUGAAAUGGACGAUAUUAUUGCAGGAAAUAAUUUAACCAUAUGGCUACCAAGUGAUUCAGAUAGAAGGAAACUUCUUUACACAAUUAGGGCAGGGGAGGAAAUUGAUGAACAAAGUUGCUUCGAAUUGGUAGAUAAAAGAUUCAAACAGUUUGAAAAGGACUAUAAUAAACUAAAAGAAGAUAUUGAAAGGGGUACAAAUAAAUCAUUCAUCAAAGAACCCAUUAAAGGAUUAGAUGUAUUAAAUCAAAUCCUAGUUAAAUAUAGAAGAAGAGAUAUUGAGGUUUGCAGACCAUUUCCACAAUUUAGCUUCAACAAUGUAAAUACAAAUGCUGAUAGUACAAUUUAUUCAACUGCCAUGGAUGUUAUGAAUAAAAAUAAAAUUAAGGGUACCUUGCUCUAUUUUGGACCUUCAGGUAGUAGCUUGCACAACUUACAAGAUGAUAGCAAUGCUAAUAACAUUCAAGAUUGGGUAGGUAUUUACGCUGCCCCAACUGAUGAAAUUGUUUCUUUGUUUCCCCCACCUUUAAAACAUGACUGCAGUGGUUAUAUCUUACAAUCUGAUGAGCAUAUAGGUUUAAAUUUAGCACCAGCACCAAACAGACAAAACCAGCAAUUCAAAAAAGACACAUUCUCAAAAGGAAUUACUCUAUAUGAAAUAAAGUAUGCACUUCAACUAAUUGUAAAUGGCUCAUAUCGUUUAUUGGAAUGUAUUUUUGCAUCAUCACACGAAAUUCAAGCAAAACACCCACUUCAAGACAAAUUCUAUAUAAGCGAUGCUUGGAAGGAGCUUAUCGAAGAUAACACCACUUCAAUAUUUGGUAAAAAUGAUUUAGCCAAAUACUCAAACUCCAAUCUAUUACAACAAUUAUGGGGCCUUUCUAAAUCAUGCAAUUCAAAUUGUUCUAAAUUUAAAAAAAUGAAAAGUCAAUUAGCCACCAAUCAGCUCAACCAAUUAAUCGAUACCUCUUACUCAAGAAACCUGUUCUUUUCAUUCCAUCUAUUGCUCGAAUGUAAAAGAAUAUUAAAUGAAGAGCUUCCCAUGAUAUACAUUGACAAAGAUUCAGAGAACCAUCAAUUUUUAAUGAAAUUAAAAAACAAUCAAGUUACCAUCGACGAAAUAGAACCAUUAAUCAACGAAAACAACAAACAAUUGGAUGAAAUAAAAAAGAAAUUGGAUCUUUUAAAAUUAUCUCAAAGAACAGAUAUAUUAGAAUUUCAAACUAUUCAAUCAUUCAAUAAUUGGUAUAAUAAAGUUAGAAAAUCAUUGUAA